GCAGGGAGAUGGGACAUGGUAAUCCACAGUGAGAUGUUGGAGACCUAGACCAGGGCAUCUGCAGAAAAGGUGAUGAGAAAUGGUCUACUUCUGGACAUGUGUUGAAGGAUUCUGCAGUUUUUAAGCAGCAGCUUCUGCUGGCACGGCCAUUACAGAUGUCCUCCUCACAGGUGGAGAUCAUGCUUUGUGCCCCGCACCUAUGGUAAGAAGAGCACAGCACGUUCGGCCCCACAGAGUUAAGAGGAAGAUCUAUGAGGCAUGAAGCCUUCGAUCAGGGUUGGAAGAAAGUAAAAUGAAUGCAGUGAUAGCAGACUGCCACUAAGACCCAUGGACAAUGCUACACUCACACUUCUCUAUCGAACUUUAAGAUUAACUAGUAAUAUGCUACCUUUGCGAGAUGAAAAGAAACUAAUGCCAAGAAGGCAUAUUCUUCAGUAUUUGGAAUAGACGUGCUCUCAAGACCAUGGCUUCAAAGGUGUCCUGUCUAUAUGUUUUGACAGUUGUGUGCUGGGCCAGCGCUCUCUGGUACUUGAGCGUAACUCGUCCUACUUCUUCCUACUCUGGCUCCAAGCCAUUCAGCCACCUAACAGUUGCCAGGAAAAACUUCACAUUUGGCAACAUAAGAACUCGACCUAUAAACCCACAUUCUUUUGAAUUUCUUAUAAAUGAGCCCAACAAAUGUGAGAAAAACAUUCCUUUCCUUGUUAUCCUCAUCAGCACCACCCACAAAGAAUUCGAUGCCCGCCAGGCCAUCCGAGAGACAUGGGGGGACGAGAACAGCUUUAAAGGGAUCAAGAUCGCCACGCUGUUCCUCCUGGGCAAGAACGCCGAUCCUGUUCUGAAUCAGAUGGUGGAGCAAGAGAGCCAAAUCUUCCACGACAUCAUCGUGGAGGACUUCAUCGACUCCUACCAUAACCUUACCCUCAAAACAUUGAUGGGGAUGAGAUGGGUGGCCACUUUUUGUUCAAAAGCCAAGUAUGUCAUGAAAACAGACAGUGACAUUUUUGUAAACAUGGACAAUCUUAUUUAUAAACUACUAAAACCCUCCACCAAACCAAGAAGGAGGUAUUUUACUGGCUAUGUCAUCAAUGGAGGGCCCAUCCGGGACGUCCGCAGCAAGUGGUACAUGCCCAGGGAUUUGUACCCUGACAGUAACUACCCGCCCUUCUGUUCGGGGACUGGCUAUAUCUUCUCAGCCGAUGUGGCUGAACUCAUUUACAAGACCUCACUCCACACAAGGCUACUUCACCUGGAAGACGUCUAUGUAGGACUGUGUCUUCGCAAGCUGGGCAUUCAUCCUUUUCAGAACAGUGGCUUCAAUCACUGGAAAAUGGCCUACAGUUUGUGUAGGUACCGCCGAGUUAUCACUGUGCAUCAGAUCUCUCCGGAAGAGAUGCACAGAAUCUGGAAUGACAUGUCAAGCAAGAAGCAUCUCAGAUGUUAGGGUUUUUACCAGUGUAAAUACAUUUCUUUUUUAAGAAACGGGGCUUGGGUGUUGGUAUUUUACAGGUGUCACCAGGAGAAGUGAACUGGUGAAGGGGUUUUGUAAAAAGCAUUUUCUUCCCGCUCCUAGUUCCUUUCUUGGAUUGCCAAUUUACAAGCAUUAGGCUCCGAUCAUAGAAACAAUGCAUAAGUGAGAAGGGUCAGAUUUUAUUCUCAGGUCCUAAGGCCUUGCAUUUAUCUCAAAAAGCAACUUCCUACCAACUGCUAGGAUUUCCAUACUGUGCGUCUGAGGUACAAAUCUGGUUCUGGGAAACUGAAACUCACAGUAAAUGUCUUCAUUGCAUCUCUGCAGAAGUAAAGAAAUAACUCUUUUUCAAAAACAACUCAGAAGUAAUGCACAGUUAGGGAGACACACUGGAUGCGAAUGAUUAGUAUUGUGUGUGCUGUUACAUUGAAUUUUUACAUACAUUACCACAUCAUGUGUACAGUAUCUGUGGUUCCAACAAGAAAUGAGCUUACUAGUAGUACUUGCAGGGAGGCUGCAGUUAAAUAAAUGGAAGUUUAAACUUAAGAAUCAAAUACUUUGUAUGUUUGGAAGAUGAUUUUGCUUGCUCAUCAAACACACAUGACCUGUGCCUCCAAGGAGAUUUUGCCAGAUGUCAUCAUUUCUGCUACCCUCCACAUCAUGUAGCUAAGUGCAUUUUAUAGUUUCUGUCUCAGGCAGGCACAUGUGUAGAAAUAAGUUGGUGGGAGGCCAGAAGAACAAUAAAUCACACAGAGAAAAUACAAAUUUAUAUAUGCAUUAUAAUUCACAUAAGCUUAGCAAUAGUAUAAGAUGUCCUUCCCACACAUUUGCAAAGUACAUGAGAAAAAUCUUUUAGCAGAUACCAAGUUAUUGAAUGAUUUAGCCCUACAGCUAAGAGGUAUAAUACUCUCUAAUAUUCGAACAUCCAAGUACCUCUAUCAUCCUUGCUGAUAGGAAUGUUCUGAAGGCUCUGUAAUUGGGGUUCAUGGGAAAGAAGAGGGGGAAGCUUGAGUUCAAGUUCUACUGAUGCCAUAAUACAGUUGGGUCAUGUAAGCACCUUAUUGUGCUUCAAAUACGCUCAUUUAUAAAAUGGCUGGGGAAAAAACACCUACCUCACAGGUGCUGUGAGAGCAAAUCUCAUUUGCUGAGUAUUUUGAGAUCCUUGGUUUAAAAGGUGCUAUGUAAUGCAACAUAUCAUGCAUUAUGCUAAAUGCUAAAAUGAUGGUCAGAAGUAUUAGUCACAUCAUUUUAAUAUAAAUCUGCCAAAAUAAAGAUUAAAUAUGAACUGUUAUUGCACCUGAUUCUUCUAAAACUUUUCCUUGGAGAUGUUAAUUGUUUGUGGAAGCUUCAAUUUCUCUGUCAUUUAUUCUGGUUUCAAUGAAUAAGUUACUAUUUCAGUACAUUGCCCUGAUCUCCCAGGAGGCUGAAAGGGAAGGCAGCUGGCUUUCUUUGGGGAGGAGCCUCUGGCGAGGGGUAUAUUAGAGCAAUUGAAGCACAUGCUUUGCAAAAUGUAUCACAGCAACUUAGAUCUCAGGAACUGUGAGGAUCAGUGGAGCUAGUCCACUUCUAUGGGAAGAAUAGGCCCUCGGCAAACCACGCGUUCCACGUCUGUCACUCAGUAGAAAGCUUUGUUUUCUUUCAAAUGAAGGCCCACAACUGAAAGAGUAUAUCUUUUUUUUAAUAUGACCUUUGGAAGCCCCCCUAAGAGUUGGUAGCAAACAGGUAGACAAAAUGAAUAAAUGGAAGUCAUGGCCUAUUUACUGAAAACACUGGAUCGCUCAUCCCCAGCCCCAGAAGAACCCAAUGUGAGACAGGCCUCCCGGUCCCUUACUAGAUCUUCAUCUUACAGUCAUCAGAACCGUAAGAACUGGGGAGAGAUGGAUUAGCACAGGUGAGCCACCCUCCAACCGCACCUUUUGACUGCUGUGAGUUCCAGUCACUGCAGAGGUCUCAUGACUUUGUACGUGGUUCACCUUUCAGUUGUGUGGCCGAGUCAAGCCUCUGUCUCAUACUACCGUCUUGCAUUCACCUUAUGCUGACUCAAGUCACCAUUGGUGUCAAGGAAUUACGUGCUAUAAACAUCAUAUAUGUACAUCUAUCAAUUGGGGUGUGUGUGUGUGUGUGUGUGUGUGUGUGUGUGUGUGUUAUGAACAGAGCCCUAAUCUUUAAAAGGAGCAAAAAUCAGAAAAUCAUGUCUUAAAGAACUAUUUCCUAACUUUUUUAUGCUAGGUAGUGCCCAUGUGACAAACAUGUAAAUAUUCAUCAAAGACCGUAUGUAUAUAUUUUAAAGGCAUUUUUUUCUCCUCCCCACCGUUACGCAUAGCUAGAAUGUGCUUGCUGGGUACAUUUUCUUCUGCAUGGAGCUUGGUGAGGCAAGGCCAUUUGUCCAGUUGCAAUAGCGUAAAGCAUGUUUGCCCUUUGUUUUUUGAAUGUUCAAAAAAUGUUUAAGUCAAAGUGAUCAGAAAAUGCUCUAAUUUUCUACUUUUGUUAAUUUUGUCACUGUCCAAAUUAUGGUUUCGGUUAUUUGUGAUGCCAUUUUUUAAAAAAAUAUUAUCAUUUCUCUGAUAUAAAAUAAUAUUUCAGACAGUAUUAUACUUGGAGUCAUUCAGACAGUUUUUACAAAAACCUUCUUACUGUCCCCAUACAUUUUUUUUUUCGUGUUGCAAUGUAUAACAAAAGGUAUUAAUGAUUAGUGUCUAUAUUCUUACAUUUUCUUUCUUAAAUUUAUUUUGGGAAAAAAAUUUAUCUUUGGUGACUAGAUUGUGUGGCUUUGUGUCUUCUUAUAUUGACUCAAAUGCCAGUUUCAAUAUAUAAUAUUGUAUUUUUAAAUACUAGAAUAAAAAUGAAGGUCAUUUUUUAUUUGGAUUAAAUUCAGAAGAAGAAAAAAAACACCUCUUUGUGUGAUAUGAUAUAGGGACAACAAACUCUUUACAGAGAUGCUAAGGAAGGAGUUUUUCAAUGAAAUCUCUUCUAUCAAAAGACAAUUGAACAUUUACAUAAAACGCCUGGGAUUCAUUUUCUACCUUUCCUAAUAUGUGGGUUUAGUGGGGGGAUUGAUGAUGUGAUUUCUUCGGUAAAGGUGAAGAUAGUUUUUAUAAGCAAAAACGUAACUUGUGAAUGGAAGAAGUAAUUUACUAGAAACACUUGUUGAUGAUAAUUGACAUUUAGGUAUAUUGUUAUAUAUGAAUGAUUGUAUUUAUGUAUUUAUUUGUCAAAAUUGUACAUACUAUUUCGCCAAAUGUAAUUGUCUGUAAAAGUGCACUCUCCAGGUUUGUAGUACUGUUUAGGGUUACAUGGGUUGCCAAUCAAGCUGCUAAUCAGAAUACUAUUUUUUGUAUCAAUGUCAUAAAACUGAAAGUGACAAAUAGAUACUGACGAUGUCUUUACAUUCAGUUUCUUCACCUUCCUCUUGAAAUGUAAACUGUGGAUUGAAAGCACGAUGCUAAUGUGUAAGCCCAUCUGUCCUGAGGAAUAUUAUGGUUCCAUAAAGCUGAUUUUUUAAACCAUUGGGAUAAAUAAACAGAAG
Messenger RNA from Myotis davidii, 4994 nucleotides. RefSeq names its product Beta-1,3-galactosyltransferase 1 (gene B3GALT1). The transcript is spliced from 3 exons. Bases 464 to 1444 code for a protein of 326 amino acids. Gene Ontology annotation, molecular function: N-acetyl-beta-D-glucosaminide beta-(1,3)-galactosyltransferase activity. Gene Ontology annotation, cellular component: membrane. The record is from RefSeq and is a predicted model, not a curated record. Lineage: Eukaryota; Metazoa; Chordata; Mammalia; Chiroptera; Vespertilionidae.